AUUUUUAAAAGUUCUUUGCGGAAGAAUAUUUGACCAGCACUAGAGUAUCAUGAUGACAACAACAUUCAUCUGUUUAAUGCUAACAGCUGUUGUGGGAGCUACUGCAAGCAAAGCACAGGAAUUUGAAGGCAAUGAUGAGGAUACAGAACAAGAAUUCAUUUAUAUGAACAGAUAUAAGCGUUCCAGUGACACACAGGACAGAUGCACUUACACUUUUAUUGUACCUCAACAGAGAGUGACAGGUGCCAUUUGUGUUAAUUCUAAGGAACCUGAAGUUCUACUUGAAAACAGGGUAAAUAAACAAGAAUUACAGUUACUUAACAGUGAACUACUUAAACAAAAGAGACAAAUAGAAACUCUCCAGCAACUGGUAGAGGUGGACGGUGGGAUUGUUAAUGAGGUUAAACUCUUAAGAAAAGAGAGCAGAAAUAUGAAUUCUCGUGUCACACAACUCUAUAUGCAGUUACUACAUGAAAUUAUCCGAAAACGUGACAAUGCCUUAGAACUUUCUCAACUUGAGAAUAAGAUUUUGAACCAAACUGCAGAUAUGUUGCAGCUUGCAAACAAAUACAAAGACUUAGAGCACAAGUACCAACAUUUGAUGUCAAUUGCCAAUAAUCAGUCAAUAAUAAUUGCCCAACUGGAAGAACACUGUCAAAGAAUGCCAUCUAUAAAGCCACUGCCACAAACUCCACAGCCACCAAAUAAAGUGUACCAGCCUCCUACUUACAAUCGCAUUAUUAACCAGAUAUCUACUAAUGAGAUUCAGAGUGAUCAGAACUUAAAGAUUCUGCCACCUACCUUACCAACCAUGCCUGCAGUUACUAGUAUUCCGACUUCAACUGAUAAACCAUCUGGGCCCUGGAGAGACUGUCUACAAGCAUUAGAAGAUGGCCAUGAUACAAGCUCCAUCUAUCUUGUAAAACCAGAAAACACAAAUCGGCUUAUGCAGGUCUGGUGUGAUCAACGGCAUGACCCUGGUGGCUGGACAGUCAUUCAGAGACGGCUGGAUGGGUCUGUCAACUUUUUCAGGAACUGGGAGACAUACAAGCAAGGAUUUGGUAACAUAGAUGGAGAAUAUUGGCUCGGAUUAGAAAAUAUUUAUUGGUUAACAAAUCAAGGCAACUACAAACUGCUCAUAACAAUGGAAGACUGGUCAGGUCGAAAAGUAUUUGCUGAGUAUGCUAGCUUCAGACUGGAGCCAGAAAGCGAAUAUUACAAGUUGAGAUUAGGACGCUACAAUGGCAAUGCAGGAGAUUCUUUCACUUGGCACAAUGGUAAACAGUUCACCACACUGGAUCGGGACCAUGAUGUAUACACAGGUAAUUGUGCUCACUACCAGAAAGGAGGAUGGUGGUACAAUGCAUGUGCUCAUUCAAAUCUCAAUGGAGUUUGGUACCGUGGAGGACACUACCGCAGUCGGUACCAGGAUGGUGUUUACUGGGCUGAAUUCCGGGGAGGAUCAUAUUCACUAAAGAAAGUUGUUAUGAUGAUAAGACCUAACCCCAACACAUUCCACUGAAACAAUUCUUCUCUUGGUUUGUUUUCUUGUUCUGAAAAAAACAUGUAAAACUAUAAUAUCGUUAUAUGAAAUUAUCUUUUCAGAAAUGAGGAAUGUAACAUAUUGUACAUUUAUUGCUAAGAUGUGAGGGCUUGUAUAUUAUAUUUCCAAGAAUCAUUCCAUGAAAAAAAAGAGCUGAAGGAAAAAAGGAACUGAAAUGACAUAACAUUCAGAACACCUCUUAGUACUAGAAGUAGUUAUAUUAAGCCUUUUACAACUGGCAGUUUAGAUGGACUGUAGAUAAACUUCUGGGUUUUAUUCCCUGUAAAUUAAAUUUGGAUGGCAAAAACACUGCCACAACAUUUAAAUAUUUUUUAUGUUACAUUAUGUAUAAAUAUUAUCAAAUACAGGAAAUACUACAAACUGUACAGCAAGAGGUUUUUAUUAUUAUUAUUAUUAUGAUCAAUCAUUUGACACAGGAAAGCAUAUCCUUUGAACUGUGUAGCUGGUAUAUGUACAUUAGUGUGAUUAUUCUAAUUUAAUCUUUGUUAACUGCAAUGAAUAAAGUUAGUACUA
Messenger RNA from Phaethon lepturus (White-tailed tropicbird), 2077 nucleotides. It is a transcript of the gene ANGPTL2, whose product is annotated as angiopoietin-like 2. The transcript has 4 exons. The record is from RefSeq and is a predicted model, not a curated record. The coding region runs from base 50 to 1522 and encodes 490 amino acids. Lineage: Eukaryota; Metazoa; Chordata; Aves; Phaethontiformes; Phaethontidae.